AUUCCGAGAAUUGAGCUCGUCUGAUUCUUAGAACUGGGGUUCUUAGAAGUGGUGAUGCAAGAAGUUUCUAGGAAAGCGCUACCAGAACUUGACAAAAUGGCUUGCGCAGCAGACAGCUGCAUACAGUUCACACGCCAUGCAAGUGAUGUUCUGCUCAACCUGAAUCGGCUGCGUAACAGAGAUAUCCUCACAGAUGUCACUAUUUUGGUUAACAGACAGCAGUUUCGUGCACACAAGACUGUUCUGAUGGCUUGCAGUGGGCUGUUUUACACCAUCUUUACUGACUCCCACAAGUGCAACCUUAAUGCUAUCAGUCUGGACCCAAAGGUGGACCCAGAGGGCUUUGCCAUCCUGCUGGAGUUUAUGUACACCUCCCGUCUCACACUAAAGGAAAGUCUGAUCAUGGCUAUCAUGAACACAGCCAUCUACUUGCAGAUGGACCAUGUUGUGGACACAUGCCACAGAUUCAUCAAAUCCAGUGAUCCAUCUGCCAAGCUGCCCAGAGAUGAGUUUUUGGUCAGUCCCUUGGUUUUACCUCAGGAUGUCCAUGCGUACCGGUCCCAUGAUGUUGUUGACAGUUUGCACAGCCGCGUAGCUCCUUUUAGGGAUGGGAGGCCCUAUGGCCCAAGCAUGUUCAAUGGGGUCAGCACCCCCAGCAACUACCAUCUCUACGGGCAGUUUCCCAUGCCAGGAUUCCCUUUCCCUCUCUGCAAGCUGACUGAUGCCAAAAAUGCUUUUGCUGACCUCUCAAAGAGUGGUAUCCACCACAAGCAUUGUUCUCCACAUGACAACGCCAACACUAUCAGGGCAGAAUACACCAGGGCAGUUGGCACUAGCUCCUCCAGUAUUAUUCACUCCACCACCUACGCUUCCAGGGAGGUAGGGAGAGACGAUGAGAUAAGGAAGGAAAGCCACGAGGGGCUCAGCCAGUCUAUUGGUCUCGGCACGAGGAAGCGUGCGUUUCCUGUGUUAACCCUCGAGCACCAGAAAGACUCAGGCAAAGAGCACGCUCCUCAAGCAGAGGAGGACCUGAUCCAUCAGCACUGCCCGCUGGGAAUCUCCUCUGCUGGACGCAAGAGCCUCAUGAGCAGCCCACAGAGCCCCCUCAAAUCAGACUGCCAGCCCAACUCCCCAACAGAGUCCAGCAGCAGCAAGAAUGCCGGCCUCUCCCAAGCUGUUGGAGCGCAAGCCCCUCAAGGCACGCAGGACCCCAAAGCUCGCAACUGGAAGAAGUACAAGUUCAUUGUGCUGAAUCAGAGCGCUAAGGAAGAAGAGGUGGGGUUGCGGGAUCCGGGGCUUCGUUCACCUCAGCGCCUUGGCCUGCAACCCUACCUCCACCCCAGUGACUCGGAGAACCUCGACCCACAAACCACAAGCAAGAGCAGCGAUCACAGCGAGGACCUACCUGUGCCCCAGGCUAGUCGUCUCAAUAACAUCAUUAACAGUGCACUAGAGGGGUCACUGAGGAACAGUGACGGCCACCCUCCACACUACCUGAGCCGCCUCAACUGCUCAUCCUGCGGCUCCCAGUCCCCGCAGCACUCUGAAGUCUGUCCCAACACGUCCAGGUCCCGUCUAGCAGAGGACAUGGCAGAGUUACACUCAGAAUACUCAGACUCCAGUUGUGAAAACGGUACAUUCUUCUGUAAUGAAUGUGACUCCAAGUUCGCUGAAGACGAAGCGCUGAAACAACAUAUGCUUCAAGUACACAGCGACAAGCCAUACAAGUGUGACCGCUGCCAGGCUGCUUUCCGCUACAAGGGCAACCUUGCCAGCCACAAGACUGUCCACACAGGAGAGAAGCCGUAUCGCUGUAAUAUCUGUGGUGCUCAGUUUAACAGACCAGCUAACCUCAAGACUCACACUCGCAUCCACUCAGGAGAGAAGCCAUACAAAUGUGAGACGUGUGGAGCUCGUUUUGUACAGGUCGCUCAUCUCCGAGCACAUGUGUUGAUUCACACGGGUGAGAAGCCAUAUCCAUGCGAGAUCUGUGGAACACGCUUCCGUCACCUGCAGACAUUGAAGAGCCACCUGCGUAUACACACAGGCGAAAAGCCCUACCAUUGUGAGAAAUGCAACUUGCACUUCCGCCACAAGAGUCAGCUACGGUUGCAUCUUCGACAGAAGCAUGGCGCCAUCACUAACACAAAGAUCCAGUACCGUAUGUCCACGGCCGACAUGCCUACUGACUUGACGAAGGCAUGCUGAGCUGGAGGAAAGGAACAGUUUAAAUAGAGGCAAUCUUGACCUUGGCAUUUUAAAGACCCCAACUUGUACAAUCAUCCAAAAUUGUAGUGCCACACUGUGUUCAUUAGACAAAUAAAUUGGCUGUGUAUGCCAUUCUAAACGGGUUUCCACUACAUGUGAACGUAGAGCCACAUAUGGCAUCUUAGUCACUUUAUUGUUUCUAUAUAGAUAUAAAUAUAUAUAAAUGUAUGUAUGUUGGGAGUGUUUCUAAGCUUUGAAGGUACGUAUAUAAAGCUUUAUUUUGUUGAGAAGGAUGGAAUGUAAACAAUCUGUUUUUUGAAAAUACAGUAUUUUAUAUCAGAGAACUUACUUUUCUGGAAGUAUUGAAAAUUUUGAUUGACGGGUGGUACAUAUAUUUUAAGAUAAUGGGAUUUGCGGCUGUAUAGAGUUGUCUAUACAUUUUUAUGUAGAUGUACGUACACGUUGCACCAUGUCAAGUUGCCAUAUUUGUGCGAAAGGGGAAAAAAGUCAAUAAGACAUUGUAAUUGGAUUUAGUCUAGAACAUAUCAGAUGACUGCUGCUGUCUGAUGAGGAUAUGCAUGAGGUACUCUCUUACCAUUGCCAGUUGUCAGUGAACAUGAAGUGGGCAACUGCAUAAAUAUUGUGACAUAUUGUGUAAUUAUAUCUGUGGGAUUGCUCUCUGCUGGCAGAGCCAAUCUAGGUGUUGAAAUGCAUUUCAAGGUACUGCUUUGUUAUGACCAAGAAAAUAUUUUGCUUCAAAUGUAUUUGUAUAGAUGUGACUGACUUGGUUUUUGUUAAUUUGUUUUUAAUAAGUGAAGGUUUACAGUUUUGGUCAUUGUUCUAGAUCCUACAGUAAAGUUGUGUACGUGUCAAGGUUUUUGUUUGUACAUACACUGUGUAUUCAAUGUGCCUUUCUCUAUGGUGACUGAAUUCCUCUCCAUUCAGCCCAGGUCUAUUAAGGUACAACUCAAGGACGCCACUUGUCCUAAUUCCCUGUGUGGGUGUGUGUGAAUGUGUGUAUGUAUAUGUGUGUGUGUAUAUAUUUUGAAAUGCUUGUCACCAACCUUAAAACAUGCAAAUUCAUCAUUGUAAAUCUUCAGGACUUGUUUUUGGAUUGGGCUUUUUUAAACUGCAUUAAAAUUAUUGUACAAUGUUAUAGAUGUAUGAAUGUAAAAUAAAGGUAUUGGAUUUCUAUGUAUUAA
Molecule: messenger RNA, 3410 nt
Organism: Lates calcarifer (barramundi perch)
Lineage: Eukaryota; Metazoa; Chordata; Actinopteri; Centropomidae
Gene: bcl6aa
Product: BCL6A transcription repressor a
Biological process (GO): regulation of transcription by RNA polymerase II
Cellular component (GO): nucleus
Molecular function (GO): protein binding; RNA polymerase II cis-regulatory region sequence-specific DNA binding; DNA-binding transcription factor activity, RNA polymerase II-specific
Source: RefSeq, a predicted model, not a curated record